GGAUAUGAAUUUUCGAGCCAUCCCCUCAUAUCCUGGGAAAGCAGAAAUCAGGAAAGGAGCCAAGAUUGAAAACAGACGCGGGAGCCGCUCAUGUGGGGCGCUGCAGGGGAAAGUGUCCUUUCUGAAGUCCUCGUCUGUCCAGCCGAAGCGCCUCUCGCGCUCCCCGCCUCUCGCUCCCUCCUUUCAGUCGCCGCUCGCUCUUUUCGCGCUGCCUUGGAAGCGGGGCAAUUACUCAUUUUUUCGGUGUGCGACCGAGCUCAGCGGGCAGUUCUCCCCGAGAACCCGAGGGACUCACUCCUCCGUGGUGGGGCCGGGGGUGGCGGUGGCGCUCGGCAUUAAAGAAAGUUUUCCCUGGUGUUUUUUUGUCCCUUCUUUUGGGGGGGGGGGGUCUUGUUUUUUUGGAGGAUCCAGAGAAGUUUGACCUGCCGUUGCCAGGAAACUGUUGUCUGUUUUUGGUUAUUGCGCCCAUGAAUGCGCGGGGCGGCCGCAAGAAGAGCUCUACAACUUCGUCCUCCAGUUCCAAACCGACAAUAAAGCGCGACUUGUUUUUAAUGUUUCUUUCAGCUGUGGCGGGCGACUGCAGAAGGACCCUCUAAACCCCCGUUUUUUAACCCUCGGCAGACGGGGGGCAUUAUCAGCGUCGGCGCCCUCGGCCGUAAUUUGACUAAAUAAACAGAGCCGUGGUGCCUCUUUCAGAGACUCUGGGAGGAGAGAAGAGAUCAAGACCCCUCGUCCCUGAAGGUUUGAGCAAUCUUAGCCCACUCCUCCAAAGGAAGGAGACAGUUGCUUACUCACACACAUACACACGCACACAAAGGCAGGGACAUCAAGAGGGACAUCUAGAGAAGAGAGGGCAACUUUGGGCCAUGUUUUAGAAGACAAAUCCAGGGGGCUGACAGUUACUGAAGAAUGAUACCGUUGACCACAAUUAUCAUGAGGAUCCAUGAAAGAAGAAUGUUUCCUGUGGUGGCUUUCCUUACAGUGUUCUUUCACUUCUUCCCCGUUGGCAAAAGUCUUGAGAUCUCCCCAAGCAACACAGAGCUGAUUCUGGAUGCCAACUCUUCCAUUUCCAUCACUUGCUCUGGCUCAAGUGAAGUAGUCUGGAUGCAAAGGCUUCUUAUACGGGAAGACCAGAACCCCCAGUGGAUUCAGAAUGGCACAAUAAGCAGCACAAUCACACUCCAGAAUGUAAUGUGGAACCAGACUGGAGUGUAUAUGUGCAGUGAGCCUGCCUUGGGUGAAUCCAAGGAGGUUUCCAUUUUUGUGCCAGAUCCUGAGGUUUGGUUCAUUAACGUAGAACAUUAUAUGGUGACCAAGACCAGUGAAGUGGGGACCAUUCCUUGCAUGGUCACCAACCCCAAGAUCAGUGUGAGCUUGUAUGAAAAGUCCAACAACACAGCAUUGCCUGGAAAAUACAGCCCCACUGAGGGAUUCAGCACUACCCUAGAAGACCGUACAUACGUCUGCAAGGGAGUACUCGACGGCGUGGAGAAAACAUCCCAGUCAUUUUACGUCUUCAGUAUCGUGGUACCGGAUUUUAUCGAGCCCUUUAUCAACACCUCGAGGACGGUGUUGAAACAAGGAGAGCCCCUCACCGUGAACUGCACUGUGCAUGGAGUAGAAAUUGUGUACUUUACCUGGGACUACCCACACAAGGAGGACGGACUGGUGAUCGAGCAGCUGACAGACUUGCUCUCUGCAACGAGCAUACGGUCCUUCCUCAACAUAUCUGAAGUCACCCAGAACCACUCGGGGGAGUACACGUGCAACGCACACGAGGGAGUCCAGGGAACCACAGCCAGCGACAGCAUCAACAUCACUGUGCUGGAGCGAGGCUACGUGACAGUCAAAUCUGAGCUUGGACAAAACGUCUCAGCACAACUGCAUGAAAACAUCCAGCUCCAGGUGAUGAUUGAUGCCUACCCCAAGCCCCAGGUGCGCUGGACUAAGGAUGGGGCGCCUCUUUCGGGAGACACCAUUGCUGUUGAAACCAGACAGAUCCAGGAGACCAGGUAUGUCAGUACUGUAAGCCUGGUGAGGGUCCGCACAGAGCAGAAGGGCCUGUAUACGGUAUCUGUGGACAAUGAUGAUGACUCUAAGAAGAUGGCAUUCGAUUUGGAGGUUAAAGUAUUCCCACAGAUUGUUGAGCUGUCUGACCACCACAUGGAAGAAAAGCGCCACGGAGUGGUUUGCGCAGCCGAAGGAGUGCCGUCCCCAAGCAUACAGUGGUACAGCUGUGAUAGCAUCCACAAAUGUAACAAUCAGACCAACGCAUGGAAGGCUCUGGACCCAGACCUAGAAAACCUGAACAUUCAGACCAACGUGAGCUACAAUGAGACACGCAAAAUCCACCAGACACACAGUGUCCUGACAUUCCUGAAGCUGCAGAAGAUCAUGUCGAUCCGUUGUGAAGCCCAAAACCAGAUGGGCCGAAGAGCACGGGACAUCAAAUUGGUUUCGAACACCUUAUUCUCACAGGUAGCUGUGCUGGCCGCUGUUCUGGCCCUGGUGGUCAUUGCCGUGAUCUCCAUCAUCAUCCUGAUCGCACUGUGGAGAAAGAAGCCACGGUACGAGAUCAGGUGGAAGGUGAUCGAGUCUAUCAGCUCAGACGGCCACGAGUAUAUCUAUGUGGACCCCAUCCAGCUGCCCUACGACUCAGUCUGGGAGAUACCCCGGGACAGCCUUGUUCUGGGUCGUACGCUGGGCUCUGGAGCAUUCGGAAGAGUUGUGGAGGCAACUGCUUAUGGUCUUGGCAAUUGUCAGUCCACCACUAAAGUCGCCGUGAAGAUGCUCAAGUCCACAGCACGCAGGAGUGAGACCCAAGCCUUGAUGUCUGAGUUGAAAAUCAUGAGCCACCUGGGCCCCCACCUCAACAUCGUGAACCUGCUGGGGGCCUGCACCAAGCAAGGUCCAAUUUACUUGGUGACUGAGUAUUGCCGCUAUGGUGACUUGGUGGACUACCUGCACCGGAACAAGCACACCUUCCUGCAGUACUACGCAGACAAAAGCCGGAGGGACGCAGAUAUGUGCGGCAGCAAUGGCAAAGGCUACGUGUCCUUUGGCAGCGAGUACGACGGCGGCUACAUGGACAUGAGCAAGGACGACACCAAGGACGACGAGUACGUCCCCAUGCAGGAACAGACCGACGACAUCAAGUAUGCCGACAUCGAGCCGUCAGUUUAUGAGACACCGUACCAGCAGGACGGCUACCAGCGACAAGGCCAGGAGAGAGUAGACACAGCCCUAGUCAUCAACGAUUCCCCAAUCCUCAGCUAUACUGACUUAGUGGGAUUCAGCUACCAAGUGGCACAAGGGAUGGAGUUCCUGGCAUCCAAAAAUUGUGUCCAUCGUGACCUUGCUGCAAGAAAUGUUCUGAUCUGCGAAGGAAAACUGGUGAAGAUCUGCGAUUUUGGCUUAGCCAGGGACAUCAUGCACGAUUCCAAUUACAUCUCCAAGGGCAGCACAUUCCUGCCCCUCAAAUGGAUGGCCCCCGAGAGCAUCUUCCACAACCUUUAUACCACCCUGAGUGACGUCUGGUCUUACGGUAUCCUGCUCUGGGAGAUUUUCAGUCUGGGAGGAACUCCCUAUCCCGAUCUGCCCAUGAAUGACCUUUUCUACAGUGCUCUGAAGAGGGGCUACAGGAUGGCUAAACCUGCUCAUGCUGCAGAUGAAAUCUAUGACAUAAUGCGGAAAUGUUGGGAUGAGAAGUUUGAGAAGAGGCCUGAGUUCUCCUUGGUCCAAACAAUGGGGAACAUGUUGACUGACAGCUAUAAAAAGAGGUAUGUCCAAGUGAAUGACAACUUCUUAAGGAGUGAUCACCCUGCUGUGGUCCGCACCAAGCCCAGGCUGUCAGGGCCUAUGUUUCCACCAAGUCAGCCUGCCAUCCGAAGAGAGGCAGAGGGACAGGAGGCAAUAGCUUCCUACAAUGAGUACAUCAUACCCAUUCCGGAUCCUAAGCCAGAGGAAGUCUGUGAGGAAACUGAUUCAGCUUUGGAAAGCCCCUCAAGCUAUCAGAACCCAGAAGGGGACACUUGUUCUAUUGCCUUGGAAUCUUCGGUCACCGUUCAAGGGGAAACAAAAGAACCAAUCACCCAGGACGUGGAGUCAGCAGAAGCUGCGGGAACCCCGGACGUGGAAGACAGCUUCCUGUAGGCUUUCUGAUGCUUGUGUGUGUCCUGAACAAAUGAAGACGAACUGCUCUUGUCUGGCUUCUGGUGCGAACCAGGUGCCUCUGCUGAAUUAGCAGAAAAGCUUCUAGGAUAUUCGUAAUUUUUGGAUCUGUAACCAUAUAAGCCUCAUUACAGAGGUGCCUUUAGUUUGAGACAUCUACGAAGUUUCACAAAGUUCAGUGUGUAACUAGAGCUGGUCUUUUUAUGUUUCACAUGCUGGCAUUUUUUGGGGGUCAACCUGUAGGUACAAGAAGGACUUUUUGAAUAUAACCACAUGGUUAUGCUUUGAAAGGAAGAAACAUAGUAUAUGCUAUUUCCCCUGCAUUGCAUGCAUUUGUUGCAACACUUUAUAACACUUUCAGGAUUUUAAUCAAGGCUUCAACCUUGCAAUAAAUUGUUAUUAUACAGAAAGAGAGGAGAGACAAUGAAAAGAAUUAGGUUUUGUUUCAGCAACAAAGAUGCCCCAGAGCCACACUUCCCCCAGUGUUUACAACCACAUGGAACAGUUACCUAGAUAAAAAGUAUUCUCAAUGAAAUCCUCAGUUAAGUCCUUCCAAACCACACAGAUAAACAGACUUGAUAUAACAUAAAUAAACAUCCCCUUCUUUUUGUUUAGAAACAUAUACAAGAUAAUGGACCAGAAUCCCCUAGCAACAUUCUUCACACUUAGCAAAAAUAAUAAUGAUUCUGUAGAGAACUAUGAUUCUGUCAUCUGCCUGUUGCUUUGCAAGAUUGACUUUGCAUCACUGCAGCAUUAAAUGUAAAAGCAGGUAUUUAAAAGAGACAGAUACCUGAACAGCAACAACACCAAUAAUAAUAAUAAUAAUAAUAAUAAUAAUAAUAAUAAUAUUUCUUGUCCGUCUAUGUGUCUGUUGGUCAUACGAAGUACAAGAACAGGUAUGUCACUGAUAUAUUUCUGUUUUUAGAGCUCCAGAAAUGCCGAAUUUUAUAUAUGAUUUGCGAUAAUUUGUCACUUGUGUUCUUACUCUUUACAACCCACCAAUGCUCUCCUGCAAAACAAUACCUGUUUUGUUUUAUGCUUAGUAUAUUGCCGUUUCAUUGUACAUUUUCAUUGUUUCAAAGGCCUGGUACCUUGGCUUCUUUUAAACAAUAUUAUAAACCCCAAACGUGCCCCCAUCCCCAGUGUGUAGGUCCAAAAGCAACAUUUUACAUGCGACUCUAGAGAGCUGUAUCACUGCCACAAGUAAUACAUUUAACAUCUGACAUUGUAAAUAUCACUCAAAGACAUGUUUAUGUUUUUCUUCAAUGUAUAAAGGGAUUUUUUUGUCAUG
Molecule: messenger RNA, 5461 nt
Organism: Scleropages formosus (Asian bonytongue)
Lineage: Eukaryota; Metazoa; Chordata; Actinopteri; Osteoglossiformes; Osteoglossidae
Gene: pdgfrb
Product: platelet-derived growth factor receptor, beta polypeptide
Biological process (GO): cell chemotaxis; positive regulation of smooth muscle cell migration; multicellular organism development
Cellular component (GO): signaling receptor complex; plasma membrane
Molecular function (GO): platelet-derived growth factor beta-receptor activity; platelet-derived growth factor binding; ATP binding
Source: RefSeq, a predicted model, not a curated record